UCCCCCAAAGAGGAAGCAAUAUUAAAAAGAAAUAUUCUCGAAAUGCCCAAGAAACGUCAAGUUCGAAUGCUCCAAGAUUUGGCUCUACAUUCAAUCGGCGAGUACGUCACUGAUUUUGGUAAAAACAUCAUUCGACCGUCAGUGUGUCGCAUCAUUUCACAAAGUAAAUCGGAAAUAAAUCUCUUAGCACUCGAGACAAAGCUUGUCCAGGGAAUGAAAUAUCAUUUGAGUUCGAGCGUUCCCUGGCAUCUCUAUGAUAAACUCUCAAUUCACGUUCUUCGUGCCAUUGAAAAUCUGGUCAAUGAAAUGAACAAUUUCUCCAAUAAUGUUGAUUAUUCGACGACAAUUCUCGCCGAGAUACAAAUUGUCAUCACACGUCUCACUGAAAUUGUGAUUCAUGAGAAUUUGCGAACGAUUGAAUUCACAGCUUGGCCGAAAAUAAUGCGUCACGUGCUGUACAAUAAAUUACAUGAGAUGAGCGGUUUGGAAGUACUUGAUCUUGGUUCGGGUUCCGUUGGAUGGCGUACAUCGGACAUUGAGAAAAUUAUCAUUGCCGCUGUUGGAUUCAUGAAGAAUUUAAUUGCAUUCACACUCUGCUUCGAUUGCACGGACAAUAUUGUAUUUGCCCUGAGUGAAAAUUGUCAAAAAUUACAAAAAGUCGAUGUCACCGCCUCGGGAUGUGUGACAGAUCGUAGUAUUCCAUUUUUAAUCAAGUGUCAUCGUUUAAGGGACAUUAAACUAUUUCGCACUUCGGUGAGUAUUGCCGGCUAUGCGAAUCUACUGUUGGGUCAUCGUAAUUUGGAGAAUAUUGGCCGAUACGAUGAACUCGGUUAUGUGCUCGAAUAUAUUCGCAACAAUAUUGACAAUUUUAAGGAACCAUUUUCACUGCGUGUUUUCGAGAGUCGUAAUGUGAGGACCGAUCAUCUUUAUUUACUCGUUGAAAUGUGUCCGUUCAUAACGAAUUUCUCAAUUCUUCGCGACGAGAAAAUUGAAGAUUUAAGUUGCAUUCUAGCCCCAUUGAAUCAAUUGAAGGAAUUGAAAAUUCUCUCCUGUAGUUUCUAUCGGAACGGACUAAAUAAUUUAUUGAAUUUAAAGGGCAAUAAUAUUGUGAAUUUACAUUUGGAGCAUGUCGAUGAAAUUGACAUGUCGGCUCUCGUUUGUAUCAGUCAAUCGUGUCCAAUGAUCAAGAGCCUCAUGUUUUAUAAUUGUGAAUUUUUGGAAUUGAUGAGUCAACAAUUGAGUGAUCGAAAAGUGGCCGUGACGCCAUUUCAAUUUUUAGAGCGAAUUAAAUGCGCUUCAGAGUGCUCUAAUAUGCAUUUGGAAUAUUUAUUGUCAUAUUGCGUUAAUGUGAAAUUCAUUCAAUUGGGCUCGUCGACGGGCAUUGACGACACGACAAUGAGAAGAAUUUUAUUGAGGAAUCCAAUGAGCCAACUGGAGGAAUUGAAAAUACUCUAUAGCGCCGAUUUAUCAAUGAGUACUGUGAAAUUGCUCAUGGAAAAUUGUCAUAAUUUGAGACGUAUUUCAGAAUUGGAAAGUUGGCAAGGAAUUACUUCCGGAGAAUUAGAUAUCUUUCGACGUGAAAUUAAAUCUAAUAAUAUUGAGUUAGACACGAGUCCCACAUUAUCAUUGGCAUGAGAAAUUUUUCUUUUAUGUUAAUUUUUUUUCUUUUCGAAGAAGCAACUUUUUAUUUCGUACAAUGAAAAAUUUUGAUAUUAAUGAAACUGGUCAGGGAUAUUUAUAAUAAUAGAUAGAAGAAAAAAAGAUAGUGAUAACUGAAUAUUUUUUUACACUUUUUUGUAUAUUUUGCAAAAUGUAGAAAGA
Leptopilina heterotoma is the source of this 1821-nucleotide messenger RNA. Its product is annotated as SCF E3 ubiquitin ligase complex F-box protein pof2-like. Gene Ontology annotation, biological process: SCF-dependent proteasomal ubiquitin-dependent protein catabolic process. Gene Ontology annotation, cellular component: SCF ubiquitin ligase complex. NCBI's taxonomy places the organism in Eukaryota, Metazoa, Arthropoda, Insecta, Hymenoptera, Figitidae. Bases 43 to 1635 code for a protein of 530 amino acids. The record is from RefSeq and is a predicted model, not a curated record. The transcript has a single exon.